Messenger RNA from Mucor velutinosus, 1260 nucleotides. RefSeq names its product Allantoinase. Gene Ontology annotation, molecular function: FAD binding. NCBI's taxonomy places the organism in Eukaryota, Fungi, Mucoromycota, Mucoromycetes, Mucorales, Mucoraceae. The transcript has a single exon. Bases 1 to 1260 code for a protein of 419 amino acids. The record is from RefSeq and is a predicted model, not a curated record.
AUGGCUAAACAAUUGCAAAAUGUUCUCAUCAUAGGCGCUGGUCUCUCUGGUCUCACUCUGGCCAAUUACCUGCAAUUGCACAAUAUCCCAUUCCAAAUCUACGAGCGUGAUACUUUUGCUGAUGUCCGUUCCCAAGGCUGGUCCAUCACGCUUAAUUUCGCCCUGAAAGCAUUGAAGCAAUGCCUGCCUAAAGAAGCUUUUGAGGACCUGAACAGCAAGAUCUCUGUGAUUCCCGACAAGGAUGAAGGUCUCUCGUUUGCCUUUGAGGAUGCUAAUACCAGCGAGCCUCUGAUGUCAAGACAUUUUGAGCCUGGAAAGUCAUAUCGUGCCAACCGUAAACAUCUUCGUGAUUGGCUUUUGGAACCUGUCAAGGACAAGGUACAUUGGAGCAAGCAGGUACAACGGUUCCAGGAAGACAAGGACGCUGGAUCCGUUACCGCCUUCUUUGCGGAUGGCACUGAAGCCAUGGGUGAUUUGCUUGUAGCGUGUGAUGGUAUCUAUUCUCCUGUUGCUUGCCAGCUGCUCGGUGGUAAAGAAGAGUUUGAAAAGUUGACAGAGACCCUCCCUAUUGACUCUUUUGGUGUCUUGCGUUGGAUGACUGAAGAAGAGUGGUCCAAGAUUGCCUCAAACAAUCCUAACCAUAUCGUGGUGUUGAAUGGCAAGCAUGGACUGGUGGAUGGCGUGAAGGGAGAGACAUUCAACAUGUUCUGCUCUGUCAAAGACACUGAUCGUUCUCGUCCCGACCCUUACUGUAUCUUUUGGUCCGUCUCUCACGCUAGCGAUUCUUCUACCACCAAAAAGCUGUCUGAAAAGGAGAAUGCUGACAAGUUGGCUCUGACCAAAUUAUGGGCUGCUAAUGGCUUUCAUCCUGGCUCGCUCUAUCAAGACCUUAUCAUGAGCACACCCGAUGACACUCCAAUUUACCCCAUUGCUGUGCAAGAUAGACAGCCCCUGGCUGAAAAGAUUGCUGUUCCUGGAAGCAGAGUUGUUCUCUCUGGUGACGCUUCACAUGCCAUGACCAUGUUCAAGGGAGAAGGUGGUAAUCACGCCAUGGUCGAUGCUGCCAAUUUGGGUGCUGAGCUCCUCAAGGUGCAACAGGGAGAGAAGUCCAUCAUCGAAGCACUUGACGCCUACAAUGCUGAAAUGAUUGAAAGAAACACAAAGGCUGUCAAGGAAUCCCAUGAUUUUGCCAUCAUGGUACAUACAAAUCCUGAACUGAUGCUUAAUAUGAUAAGAACCACUGCCUUUGACAAGAAAUAA